GUGUGAAGUACCAGCGUGGCUUUGAGAGCGGCUUUGCAGAUGGCAAGAAGGAGGCGCUGCGGCUGCGACAGGUGACAUCGCACUACAGCUGGAGCGACUAUGCCUUCGACCUUGUGACGGAUGUGGUGAUUCUGAUGCUUGUCCUUCUCGGCUUCGGCCGUCUUGAGCGGUGCUUCUAUCGGACCAAGGAGCCACAGGAGCUUGCAGCACCAGGUGCACAAGAAGUCCAGGAUCCUCGAGCGAACUACUUCUCUGCAAAAGCCGUGACGCGAGCGUACGACGCUUCUGUCCACCACGAGAACCAUCCGAACCAUCCUCAUUCCUGA
Symbiodinium natans is the source of this 326-nucleotide messenger RNA. NCBI's taxonomy places the organism in Eukaryota, Dinophyceae, Suessiales, Symbiodiniaceae. The record is from the annotation of a GenBank genome assembly.